Molecule: messenger RNA, 1113 nt
Organism: Paramecium octaurelia
Lineage: Eukaryota; Ciliophora; Oligohymenophorea; Peniculida; Parameciidae
Source: the annotation of a GenBank genome assembly
AUGAAAUAUUUUUUUGAAGACUGUAAAUAGAGUAUUGUGAUUACAUUAUUAUUUAGGGAAGCUUUUAGAUUAUGAUUAUCUAAAGGGGCAGCCAAUGUAAUUCUAUGAUAAAAUACACGAAACGUACAAAUACGCUAUUUUUUCUUAUAUUUGUAAAGGUUAGUACAACUUAAUAAUUUCAAUUAGGGAUAUCACUAGAUUAUUUAUAAAAAUACAAAGAAGCGAUUGCUUGCUAUGAUCAAGCUCUUAAGUUGAAUCCUUUAAAUCAGGAAGCAUUUAAGUAUAAAGGUAUCCCUUAUAAAUAUAUUAUUAGGAAUUUCUUUAUCCUAACUUGAACUCAAUGAGAAAUCUAUUUAAUGCUACAAUUAAUAUAUUAAGCUAAAUCAACAAGACACAGAAAUAUACUAUCGAAAAGGUACAUGAAAUAAGAAAAAAAGGAAUUUCAUUACAGUUUUUAGAUCGAUAUGAAGAAGCUCUAACAUGUUAUGAUUAAGCUCUACAAUUGACCUCUUAAUUUAUUUAGAAUAAUUAGGGUAAUGAACCACCAUUCAUCAAUAGUCAAAGCCCAGGCUUAAAUUCCUCAAAAGUUAAAAAAUCAAUAUGAAGAUACUAUUUCUUCGUAUAAUGAAUUUCUUUAAUAGAAUCCAAAACAUCUUUAAACAUAUAUUAAUAAAGGUAAAAUUAGAUCAUAAUAAUUUUUAAGCAAUAUUACUAAACUAAUUAGAGAGAUUUGAAGAGGCUUUGAUGUGCUAUAAUUAAGCAAUCCAUUUAAAUGCAAAGAACUUUGACGCAUUAAAUGGCAAAGGUAUACAAUAAUAUAUUCUUUUAGGAAUUUCAUUACAUUAUCUAAAAAGAUAUUAUUUGGCACUUGAUUGCUUUGAUAAAGCUCUGAAAGUUAAUGCUUCAGAAAUUAAAGCACUUGUUAAUAAAGGUAACAGANCAUCCCAAUAAUAUAAGAACUAUCCAUCAUUAGUUUAUGAUCCAAAUAUUCGAGCAAAUUUACAAGUAAUAACUCCUGCAAUUUUGAUUUCAUCAUUUAUGUAUUACUUUAGUACAUAUAUUCUUAUUUUAUAUUUGACGCUUACUAUCUUUCUAUUAAUUAUAACAGAUUGA